Messenger RNA from Mugil cephalus (flathead mullet), 1391 nucleotides. It is a transcript of the gene tedc1, whose product is annotated as tubulin epsilon and delta complex 1. The record is from RefSeq and is a predicted model, not a curated record. Bases 142 to 1383 code for a protein of 413 amino acids. NCBI's taxonomy places the organism in Eukaryota, Metazoa, Chordata, Actinopteri, Mugiliformes, Mugilidae. The transcript is spliced from 8 exons.
GUGAUUGUAUUCGCCGCGAAAUACCAAGAGCGGUUGAAAUGUCCUUCUUUUUAUUUUAAUGUGUUUCUUCCAAACUUAGUAUGGCCGUUGACCGGAGAACGUGUUUGUUAAUGUUUGUGUAAUGUCGUACAUGUGACUGUAAUGCAGCGCAGUAAAUCAUCUGUGAGCGUGGAAGUGAAGCAGGUGAUCGGAGUUCUUCGCAGACUUCUAGCGGCCGCUGGCCUGGACGCUGUGCCCGCACCGGAGACCUUUAGACGGGCAAAAUUUGGUGGUGAACUCGAGGAGGAUCAGUUUUGGAAGCUUCUUGCCAACAUCCUUCAACUAACUGGCGCUGUUUGCCCUGAAGCCGACACACAGCUAAGUGGAGAGUGCAGGAAGCUGGUGGCUACAGGCCUGUGGCAGACUGGCUACCAUGCAGACUGGAUGUAUGACAGGGAGGGAGGAGAAGGAGACGAGGGAAGCACUUUCUCCAGCAGAGAUCUCCUCCUCGCUCUUGGCUGGCUACUUGCUGCAGGAACACUGGAGAAACUGUUGACACUGCAAGUACAGCAACUGGACAAAACACUGCUAACAUCUAUACCUGUCAACCCGCAGCUUUCUAGUGGGCUCCAGUUGGACUCGAUCUCUCUGAGGAGACUUCAGUGGCUCAUUGGGUGUCUGAGACAUCACGGACGGACCUUGCUGUCCAUGCUACAAGAGCGAACUCGUGUUCUUCAUGCUGUUUUUUCUGCCAGCCGCCCCUCUGCUGUUUCUUCAUCGUCUGAUCAAAACUCUGCAGUGCUAAAAGAGGACUGCGCUUGUGUCCAGAAGCUCUGUGACCUGCUUGAAGUCUAUCUGAAGUGGAAACAAGUGGAGACAGUCUUUUGGACCUGGAUGGACAGUGUGGUAGACUGCCAUCUGAUAGAUCCUGUUAGAAGGCCUACACAUUCACCCAGUGGAACCCAAAGAGUGUGUCAUCACGGAAACUGGGGGCUGGAGAAAUUGGACGACAUGCUACUGAGGCCUCCCACUGCACAGGAUGGACAGAGGAGAGGGAAGGAGGACAUUAAGGACAGAGAAGGAGGAGAGAGGCUACAGGGUGGGUUUGGUGUCUCCUCCCUCCCUCCUCUUAUAUCUUCUCUACCCUCCUUGCCGUCCCUCACCCAGGUCUGUCGAGCCAGGCUGGGGGAUGAGAGGCCUGUCAGACCCAGCAGCUGUCCAGCAAAGGAGCCCCACAGCAGGGCCGAGGCUCCAGGUGACCUCCCAGUGUCUGAGGCUGCAGAGCUGCUCCUCCGUGCAGAGGCUCUGCUGCUGGAGAGGAGGGACAGACAGAGACUAGCCAACAGGAUGCAGCUGCAGGAGGCGAUUGGCAGGCUGGAUGAACUGGUGUUGAUACCACCAUAGACUGUUAU